GUCGAAAAAGAAAGAAGGCGCAAGGAGGAUGGUGACGAAAGAAUCCAUUGAAGUGAUAGCUCAGAGCAUUGGACUCUCCACUCUUUCUCCGGACGUCUCAGCCGCUCUUGCUCCCGAUGUCGAGUAUCGCGUCCGAGAGGUCAUGCAGGUAUAUCAUCAACUUCAACUUUACUUUUGCCCUCUAAUCUCCUCUUUAACUUGUCGUCGCAAUCUCCAGGAAGCUAUCAAAUGCAUGCGUCAUGCUCGACGCACCACUUUAAUGGCUCAUGAUGUCGAUUCUGCUCUUCAUUUCAGGAAUUUGGAGCCUACCUCUGGCUCCAAAAGUAUGCGGUUCAAGAGAGCUCCUGAGAACAGAGAUCUAUACUUCUUCGAUGACAAAGAUGUCGAGCUCAAGAAUGUUAUCGAAGCUCCUCUACCAAAUGCACCUCCUGAUGCAUCUGUUUUCUCAUUGGUUGGCAAUUGAUGGUAUUCAACCUUCCAUUCCACAGAAUUCUCCUCUCCAAGCCAUAUCUGACCUUAAACGAUCGGAAUAUAAGGACGAUGGCUUGGCUGCUAGACAGGUGCUUUCUAAGGACCUUCAGAUUUACUUUGACAAAGUCACGGAGUGGGCUUUGACUCAAUCUGGCUCCACCCUCUUUAGACAAGCACUCGCCAGCUUGGAAAUUGAUCCUGGACUCCACCCAUUAGUUCCCUUUUUCACUUCUUUCAUCGCUGAAGAGAUUGUCAAAAACAUGGAUAAUUAUCCAAUCUUGUUGGCUUUGAUGCGUCUUGCUAGAAGCCUCCUUCAUAACCCUCAUGUACAUAUUGAGCCAUAUCUGCAUCAGUUGAUGCCGUCUAUUAUCACUUGCCUUAUUGCCAAGCGCUUAGGAAGAAGGUCAUCUGAUAAUCACUGGGACUUGAGAAACUUCACUGCCAGCACAGUUGCUUCAACGUGCAAAAGGUUUGGACACGUUUAUCACAAUUUGUUGCCACGUGUCACAAGAUCACUGCUUCAUACCUUUUUGGACCCAACCAAGGCACUCCCACAACACUAUGGGGCAAUUCAAGGGAUGGUAGCCCUUGGGCUUAAUAUGGUUCGCUUUCUUGUUCUCCCAAACCUAGGGCCGUAUUUGCUGCUUCUUUUACCUGAAAUGGGACUUGAGAAGCAGAAGGAAGAAGCUAAGAGGCAUGGGGCUUGGCUUGUUUAUGGAGCGUUGAUGGUGGCAGCUGGUCGAUGCCUAUAUGAACGGCUUAAAACAUCUGAGACACUGCUGUCUCCUCCAACUAGCUCUGUCUGGAAGACAAAUGGAAAGCUCACCAGCCCCAGGCAAAGUAAACGCAAAGCAAGCAGUGACAACUUAACUCAUCAACCACCACUGAAGAAGAUAGCAGUAGGGGGAAUUAUACAAAUGAGCUCCACACAAAUGCAGAUGCGCGGAACCACAACAGUCCCUCAACAGUCCCACACAGAUGCAGAUGCACGGCACCACAAUAGUCCCUCAACAAUUGCUCCGAAGACUUCAGCUGCUGCAGGCACUGACGUCGACAACUAUCUCUUUCCUCUUUUUGAGUAUUUUGGUGAGAGCAUGCUUAUGUUCACCCCCACACAUGAGCUCAGUUUCUUCUUGUAAUAGAUUAUUGACAUGGUAAUUGUAUGUACCACAAUAAAUACAUCUAUAUAAUAUUUCGAAAUGUCUUGGAAAUCGUCAACUUUAUAGUGGGCAUUUUGCGAGAGGU
Arabidopsis thaliana (thale cress) is the source of this 1716-nucleotide messenger RNA. It is a transcript of the gene TAF6B, whose product is annotated as TBP-ASSOCIATED FACTOR 6B. The record is from RefSeq and is marked reviewed. Gene Ontology annotation, molecular function: RNA polymerase II general transcription initiation factor activity; protein heterodimerization activity. NCBI's taxonomy places the organism in Eukaryota, Viridiplantae, Streptophyta, Magnoliopsida, Brassicales, Brassicaceae. The transcript is spliced from 11 exons. Gene Ontology annotation, cellular component: SAGA complex; SLIK (SAGA-like) complex; nucleus. Gene Ontology annotation, biological process: transcription initiation at RNA polymerase II promoter; positive regulation of DNA-templated transcription.